Messenger RNA from Blepharisma stoltei, 797 nucleotides. The record is from the annotation of a GenBank genome assembly. Lineage: Eukaryota; Ciliophora; Heterotrichea; Heterotrichida; Blepharismidae.
AUGACAAUUUACUAUAAAUGAGUCUUAAAAAUCAAUUUAAAUUUCACUUAUACAAUUUUAAAAGGCUGAGUCCUACAAAAAUGAUAAUUAUAAUUCUUUCAAUUAGAAAAAAACAGCUUAAUAUAGCUUUAGUCCUAUCUAAAAAGUAUAUAAUAAUAUGGAACAAGUAAACAAAAUAUUGCAAGACUUGACCCAUCGCACCAAAAAUAUGCCAGUUCUUAAAGACAUUUCAGCAAAGACUGGAUUGGAAACCGGUCAUAUUGUAGCUGGCUCUGGUGUUCUCUUGCUUAUCUGCAUGCUUUUUGGCUUAGGUGCCUCCCUGAUCACAGAUAUUAUCGCAAUUCUGUAUCCCGCCUAUAUGUCUUUCAAAGCAAUAGAAUCAGCCGAAACCGAUGACGACAAGCAGUGGCUUACAUAUUGGGUUGUGUUUGCCAUCUUCAAAGUUAUUGACGACUGGUCUGAGAUUCUCUUUUCCUGGCUUCCCUUUUAUUAUCCUAUUAAGCUUGCGUUCUUGAUCUUCUUGUUUGCGCCACAAACACGUGGAGCUUUAACAAUAUAAAAAAAAUUUACCUGAAAAUUAUAAUAUUUUAUAUAGGAAAUAGAAAAUUUUAUAUAUAAAUAAUGGAGUAUAUGAAACAGCAAUAAGGCCUGUUCUUAAAAAACAUAUGGAAGAUAUUGAUGCAAGCAUUGGCCAAGCUAUGGAUAUUGGGGAAAAAGUAGCGACAAUAGCAAAGGAAGAAGCUAUUAAGCAAGGAACCAAUAUAGUGAUUAAGAAUAUGACUCAAACUUCUAACUAA